AUGGCUCCCGCUGUCGGUAUCGAUCUGGGUACCACCUACUCUUGUGUGGGUGUCUUCCGUGAUGACCGCAUUGAGAUCAUCGCCAACGACCAGGGUAACCGCACUACCCCCUCGUUCGUUGCCUUCACCGACACCGAGCGUCUCAUCGGUGAUGCCGCCAAGAACCAGGUCGCCAUGAACCCCCACAACACCGUUUUCGAUGCUAAGCGUCUGAUCGGUCGUCGUUUUGCCGACGCUGAGGUCCAGUCUGAUAUGAAGCACUGGCCCUUCAAGAUCAUUGACAAGGCCACCAAGCCCGUCAUCGAGAUUGAGUUCAAGGGUGAGGCUAAGCAGUUCACCCCCGAGGAGGUUUCUGCUAUGAUCCUCGUCAAGAUGCGUGAGACCGCUGAGGCUUACCUCGGUGGCACCGUCAACAACGCUGUUAUCACUGUCCCCGCCUACUUCAACGACUCUCAGCGUCAGGCUACCAAGGACGCCGGUCUCAUUGCCGGUCUCAACGUCCUCCGUAUCAUCAACGAGCCCACUGCUGCCGCCAUUGCCUACGGUCUCGACAAGAAGACCGAGGGUGAGCGUAACGUCCUGAUCUUCGAUCUGGGUGGUGGUACCUUCGAUGUCUCCCUGCUCACCAUUGAGGAGGGUAUCUUCGAGGUCAAGUCCACUGCUGGUGACACUCACCUGGGUGGUGAGGACUUCGACAACCGUCUGGUCAACCACUUCGUCAACGAGUUCAAGCGCAAGCACAAGAAGGACCUGACCACCAACGCCCGUGCUCUCCGUCGUCUCCGCACCGCUUGCGAGCGUGCCAAGCGUACCCUCUCUUCCGCUGCCCAGACCUCCAUCGAGAUUGACUCCCUGUUCGAGGGUAUUGACUUCUACACCUCCAUCACCCGUGCCCGUUUCGAGGAGCUCUGCCAGGACCUCUUCCGUGGCACCAUGGAGCCCGUUGAGCGUGUCCUCCGUGACGCCAAGAUCGACAAGUCCUCCGUUCACGAGAUCGUCCUCGUCGGUGGUUCUACCCGUAUCCCCAAGAUCCAGAAGCUCGUCUCCGACUUUUUCAACAAGGACGCCAACAAGUCCAUCAACCCCGAUGAGGCCGUCGCCUACGGUGCUGCCGUCCAGGCCGCCAUUCUGUCCGGUGACACCUCUUCCAAGUCCACCAACGAGAUCCUGCUGCUCGAUGUUGCCCCUCUGUCCCUCGGUAUCGAGACUGCCGGUGGUGUCAUGACUCCUCUGAUCAAGCGUAACACCACUAUCCCCACCAAGAAGUCCGAGACCUUCUCCACCUACUCCGACAACCAGCCCGGUGUCCUGAUCCAGGUCUUCGAGGGUGAGCGUGCUCGCACCAAGGACAACAACCUGCUCGGCAAGUUCGAGCUGACUGGCAUCCCCCCCCGCCCCCGUGGUGUCCCCCAGAUCGAGGUCACCUUCGAUCUUGACGCCAACGGAAUCAUGAACGUCUCUGCUUCCGAGAAGGGCACCGGAAAGUCCAACAAGAUCACCAUCACCAACGACAAGGGCCGCCUGUCCAAGGAGGAGAUCGAGCGCAUGCUGUCCGAGGCUGAGAAGUACAAGGCUGAGGAUGAGGCCGAGGCUGGCCGUAUCCAGGCCAAGAACGGUCUCGAGUCCUACGCCUACUCCCUCAAGAACACCAUCACCGAGGGCAAGCUCCAGAUGUCCGACGACGACAAGAAGAAGAUCGAGGACAAGAUCUCCGAGAUCAUCUCCUGGUUGGACAACAACCAGACCGCCGAGAAGGACGAGUACGAGUCCCAGCAGAAGGAGCUCGAGGCCAUUGCCAACCCCAUCAUGCAGGCCGCCUACGGUGCUGCCGGUGGUGCUCCCCCUCAGCAGCGCGCUGACGGCGAGACCGAGGAGAAGAAGGACGAGGAGGAGCUUGACUAA
Penicillium manginii is the source of this 1902-nucleotide messenger RNA. It is a transcript of the gene hsp70, whose product is annotated as molecular chaperone Hsp70. NCBI's taxonomy places the organism in Eukaryota, Fungi, Ascomycota, Eurotiomycetes, Eurotiales, Aspergillaceae. Gene Ontology annotation, biological process: protein refolding; cellular response to unfolded protein; vesicle-mediated transport. Bases 1 to 1902 code for a protein of 633 amino acids. Gene Ontology annotation, cellular component: plasma membrane; cytoplasm; cytosol. The record is from RefSeq and is a predicted model, not a curated record. The transcript has a single exon. Gene Ontology annotation, molecular function: ATP binding; ATP-dependent protein folding chaperone; heat shock protein binding.